AUGGAGUAUUCAGCUUUACAUAAUCAGUAUAGAAUAGAUAAAACGAUUGGAUGUGGAGGAUUCGCCAAAGUAAAAUUAGCUACUCACAUUUUAACAGGAGAAAAAGUGGCCAUUAAAAUAAUGCUCAAGCAAACAUUAAUGGAUGAUUUACCAAGGGUCAAACAUGAAAUAAAAGCUUUGAAGUCUCUUUCCCAUCCUAAUAUAUGUGAUCUCUAUCAAGUUUUAGAAACUGAUACUCACUAUUUUCUUAUUAUGGAAUAUUGUGACGGAGGAGAAUUAUUUGACUAUAUUGUUGAAAAAGAAAAAUUAUCUGAAAAUGAAGCUAGAAAAUUUUUUCAACAAAUUGUUUUAGCAGUCAGUUAUUUACACAAUGAAGGCUUUGCACACAGGGAUUUAAAACCAGAAAAUAUUUUAUUAGACAAAAAUCAUAAUUUGAAAUUAAUUGACUUUGGACUUUCCGUAAAACCUGAAAACGAUGCUAAUUUAUAUACAUCAUGUGGUUCGCCAAAUUAUGCUGCUCCUGAGCUUAUAAAAGGAGAAAAAUAUUUAGGACAUGAAAUUGAUAUUUGGAGUUUGGGUGUUCUUUUAUAUGCACUUUUAUGUGGAUGUUUACCAUUUGAAGAUGAAAGCAUUCAAAAAUUGUAUGAAAAAAUUUUAAGUGGUUAUUAUGAAGAAAAAAAAUGGUUAUCUGCAGAGAGUAAAUCACUCCUUAAUUCACUUUUACAAGUUAAUGCGAGAAAAAGAAUUACUACAAGUAAAUUAAUAGCUCAUCCUUGGUUUAAAAAAGAAUUUGAUAAAAUUGACAGUGGUCAUACCAUUCCUAAAAUAAUUAACGAUGCUGAAGUUUUACAAUUAAUGUCAUCUCAUUUUAAUAUGUCACCCGAGGAAAUAUGGGAUGAAAUAACAAAGGAAAAAUAUGAUUACAUCAUGGCAACAUACUUUAUAUUAUUAAACAAGAAAAGAAAUAAUGAAGUUUUGACUAUUGGUAAUAAUACUACUUUGAAAAAAAGGGCACACUCUGCUUCAUAUAGACAAGCAGUUGAAAAAUGGGAAAAAAACCAAAACCAAACCAUGAAAAAAACCGAAACGUAUAUUAUGAACAAAGAAGUAACCGAUAAAAGUAUGGAAAAUCGAGAAAGAACCAGAAAAAAUUGUAAGCGAUUAAGGAGUCCGGGAAUCGGAGAAAAAAAUGGUCCCGAACCUAAAAGAAUUAAAGAAAAUGUUACGCCGGUAUUAAAAAAAAUAUCAAAUUCGAAUGACAAAACUCCGAUGUCGGCUAAAAAACUUUUGGUUGGAUUAGAAAAAAGUUUACACAAAGCAAAAUCAGCUCUUACUCCGAAAAGAAAAAAUUAUUUGACUGAAAAUAUCCAGCCAGUUAUUUUAUGGGGUAAAAACUAUUCAAACGUUUCAACAACCACAAGCAAAUCUCCGGAAGAAACACUUCUCAAGUUGCAAAAUACAUUAAAAGAAAAAGGGAUUGCUUGCAGAAAAAAAGGAUUUGUAUUGAAAGGAAAAUUAAAAAAGUUAUCUACUGACAAUAAAAAUAAAAAAGAUGAAGAUAAACUCUCAUUCGAAUUGGAAGUUUGUUGGAUUCCCUCUGUUUCUUCUUCAAUAACCAAAAAUAUGACAAAAUUUAAAAAAGAUGAUUGUUUAAAAGAGGCGGUCGUUGGAAUAAGAAGAAAAAGAUUACAUGGUGAUGCUUGGAUUUAUAAAAAUGUAUGCGAGGAAGUUCUUGCAUUAGCAGCUCCUCAAAAAAAAACUAUAGACAAAAGUCAUUAA
Messenger RNA from Pediculus humanus corporis (human body louse), 1779 nucleotides. Its product is annotated as 5'-AMP-activated protein kinase catalytic subunit alpha-2, putative. The transcript is spliced from 5 exons. Gene Ontology annotation, biological process: intracellular signal transduction; protein phosphorylation; microtubule cytoskeleton organization. Lineage: Eukaryota; Metazoa; Arthropoda; Insecta; Psocodea; Pediculidae. Gene Ontology annotation, cellular component: cytoplasm. The record is from RefSeq and is a predicted model, not a curated record. Bases 1 to 1779 code for a protein of 592 amino acids. Gene Ontology annotation, molecular function: ATP binding; tau-protein kinase activity; protein serine/threonine kinase activity.